CCCGCGGCGGGAGCACCUCCGCUCGCCACCUGGGGACCCGCGCCGCGCUCCCCGCCCCCGCCCGCCCGGCGCCCAUCCCCCGCGCCCUCCGCUCGCCGGGGUUAUAAUUGCCUCUCACCCCCCGGAGGGGUUAUUUUGGGGGUGGUUGGAGGUGGCGGCGGCGGCGAGGAGGGGAAUUUCCUUGUGCCUCCAUUCCCGGGAGGGGGGGAGCGGCGUCGGAGGCCACCGUUUCCAGCAUCAGCAACAGCAACUUGUGAUUGGCGGUACCAGAUACUCAGUUGUACAUCCCCACAUCAAUGCACUGCCAAUGAUGAGGAAACUGAGGCCUUGGACUAGAACAGAAGUCUCCUGACUGAGUCCAGGACUCUUUGUGUUGCGUCAUGCUGCCUGAUGUUUGUUUAUGGAACUCAGCAACAUCAUAUACAGGGGUUAUAUCCUGUGUUGUGACCUCAUGGUUUAAGUGGGAAUAAAGAUGAGUAUAAGCAGUGAUGAGGUCAACUUCUUGGUAUAUAGAUACUUGCAAGAGUCAGGAUUUUCUCAUUCAGCGUUCACCUUCGGUAUAGAAAGCCAUAUCAGUCAGUCUAACAUAAAUGGUGCCCUCGUCCCGCCUGCUGCAUUGAUUUCUAUCAUCCAGAAAGGUCUACAGUAUGUAGAGGCAGAAGUUAGUAUUAAUGAGGAUGGUACCUUGUUUGAUGGUCGACCAAUAGAGUCUCUGUCACUGAUAGAUGCCGUAAUGCCUGAUGUAGUGCAAACAAGACAACAAGCUUAUAGAGAUAAACUUGCACAGCAACAAGCAGCAGCUGCUGCAGCUGCUGCAGCUGCGACAAACCAACAAGGAUCUGCAAAAAAUGGAGAAAACACAGCAAAUGGGGAGGAGAAUGGAGCACAUACUAUAGCAAAUAAUCAUACUGAUAUGAUGGAAGUGGAUGGGGAUGUUGAAAUCCCUCCUAAUAAAGCAGUUGUGUUACGGGGCCACGAAUCUGAAGUUUUCAUCUGUGCCUGGAACCCCGUUAGUGAUCUCUUGGCAUCAGGGUCUGGAGACUCAACAGCAAGAAUAUGGAACCUUAGUGAAAACAGCACGAGCGGCUCCACGCAGUUAGUUCUUAGACAUUGUAUACGAGAAGGAGGGCAAGACGUCCCAAGCAACAAGGAUGUGACAUCACUAGAUUGGAAUAGUGAAGGUACACUUCUAGCAACUGGUUCUUAUGAUGGGUUUGCCAGAAUAUGGACUAAAGAUGGUAACCUUGCUAGCACUUUGGGGCAGCAUAAAGGCCCCAUAUUUGCAUUAAAAUGGAAUAAGAAAGGAAAUUUCAUCCUAAGUGCUGGAGUAGACAAGACUACAAUUAUUUGGGAUGCACAUACUGGUGAAGCCAAGCAACAAUUUCCUUUUCAUUCAGCACCAGCUUUGGAUGUUGACUGGCAGAGCAACAACACUUUUGCUUCUUGUAGUACAGAUAUGUGCAUUCAUGUCUGUAAAUUAGGACAAGACAGACCUAUUAAAACAUUCCAGGGACACACGAAUGAAGUAAAUGCUAUCAAAUGGGACCCAACUGGCAAUCUCCUGGCAUCCUGUUCUGAUGACAUGACCUUGAAGAUAUGGAGUAUGAAACAAGACAACUGUGUCCAUGAUUUGCAAGCACAUAAUAAAGAAAUUUAUACUAUCAAAUGGAGUCCAACAGGGCCAGGGACAAGCAAUCCAAAUGCCAACCUUAUGUUAGCAAGUGCAUCCUUUGAUUCUACUGUUAGAUUAUGGGAUGUAGACCGAGGAAUUUGCAUCCAUACUUUGACAAAACACCAAGAGCCUGUGUACAGUGUAGCUUUCAGUCCUGAUGGCAGGUAUCUGGCGAGUGGUUCUUUUGACAAGUGUGUGCACAUCUGGAACACACAGACAGGUGCUCUAGUUCACAGCUAUAGGGGAACAGGUGGGAUUUUUGAAGUUUGUUGGAAUGCGGCAGGAGACAAGGUUGGAGCCAGUGCAUCAGAUGGUUCAGUUUGUGUAUUAGACCUUCGGAAAUAGCGCUACUAGUUGGAAGCCAUGGACCGACUAUGAAUGUGUAUAUAGCCAAAAUGACUGUCCCCGACCCAAGUACUGCUAUAGUCCCACUUGAACCAUGGCCAGUCCACUACAGCCAAAUCUAAGAGAAAUAUAUACAAACAGUGUAUAUAAACAAAAUUGCACCCUGAAGAUGACAGAAUUUUGUCACAGCUUGUGAAUUCUGUUCACCAAGUGCUGGAAUCAAAUCUGCUGUGCCCCUAAAAUAGCAUUUAGAAGUUUUGGAUAUGAAAAACAGAAGAGAGAAAAAAUAUGCGUUAUAAAAGCAGCCCAUACAUGUACCAGUUUUUGGAUACUAAUGACAGCCUUGUUUAUCCCCUUUGAAUCAGCAGACACCAUGGAUUAUAUUCUUUUUUCCCUUCAGUAGUUUAGCAGUUUGUAUGUACAGAGAAAACGGACUUACAAAAACUUGCAGCAGUAGUUUGUUCUUGCUUUUAAACUUUUUUUGGUUUAGUUUAUGGAUGCAUGAAGUAAGGGAGUGAAUCAGUUUCUUGUUUAUAUUUUUUUUCACCUUUUAAACAAAAAAAAUUCUUAAAAAUAUUUUAAUGCAUUCUUUUGAAGAGAUAGAUGUUUGGUACAUUUAUGGCUCCCAGAGCAUAUAUUCAAUUGGUGCAUGUUGUAGACGGGGAAAUUGGAAAUUAAAUGGAACUAUAUGACUUUGGUCAUGUCAAUCUGUAAGACACAUCAGUAAAAGGGUAUUAUGCUCUGUUUUUUGUUUUUGCUUUUGCUUUGUUUUUCUGUUGUGGGGUUUUUCUGUUUUGUUUGUUUUUUUGGUGAUGUGGCUUAAAUGCAAUAGUUUCUUUUUUUGGGACAUAUUUCUGCCAAUUAAAGACUAGAAGGGCACAAAAAUUUUUUAAUACCAUAGAGAAGAUGCAUAAAAAUAUCUUCUGAUGUUUUGUAGCCAUAACUAAAUUAUGGUUAAAAAUGUGCACUAUUGUGAAAAGGAGCAAAGUAGGUUUGGGUGUUUUUGUUGUUUGUUUGUUUCUUUUACUUUGUUUUUUAAGAGAUUAAAAUGUUUCUGGAUAAGGAGUAGCUUCUCCAAAGUGUCCAUCAUUCUGUUGUAGAAGCUUAAAUAUGUAAUGUAACCAAACUCCAGUAUUAAAAAUCUCUCAUGUUAUUUUUCUUUAUACAAAGCAAGAUAACGGCAUAUAACACUGCCAUUACAUGGCAAAAUGUUUGCUACCUUAGUUUAAAAACAAUCUUUAAAACAAAAGACUUGCUUCAAGGUGUUCUUAAAUAGCAGUGAUUCAAAAUUUUUAAAAAAAGGUAUAAUUGCACUAACCUCCCGGCUGCUCUGAUUCUGCGUUUGUGGUACUUGUGACUACAUUUUCUCAAAUAUAGAUAGAUUUAAGCUGCUAUGUUUUGUUUUUUUUAGUAAUCACUACUAUAUCAUGUCUUUUACUCUGUUUAUAAUAUCAUGUAUUUUCUUAAAGGUAUAGGUAUCAGAUCAAACCUCCUCUUGUGCUCAUGCAACUAAAAGCUAAAAUAUACAGAAUUUACAAAUGAUAGCAUGGGGCUAUGUUUAUAUGUGUGAUUAACAGGGUUUGUCAUGAUUAAUGUAAUAAUUCAGAAGUGUCAGUUUUGAAGAGAAUAGUUGUCAAAUUUAAUAUCACAAAAAUUUUAAUUAAGGAAUAUCAUUUAUUAUCAAGCUUAGCAAAUUUAUAACACUAUUUCUGUCACUAAUUAUUUGAAGCUUUUACUGCUAAAAUUUUAACCUAUGUUUUAAGUAGAAACUGAUUUAACCCUAGUAAUGCAGCUUUGAUUUUCAGCAUUUGUUGUUUUGCUAUUUUACAAAACAGCAUUGAUUGAAGCAAGUCUUGGUUUUACUAAGGUAGGAUAGCAUUUGCUAUUGGUAAAGAGAAUAAAUACACUUAAUUUCACAAUACAUUGUUACAUGUACCCCAGUUAUUGCUAGUGGGGUCUAAGAUACUGUAAUAAUAUUUUUUAAAAUUUACAUCCAGAGAGGCAGUCAUUCAUGAUGGUUUUGUGCCAGCUGUUUUUAGGGUUUUGGAUCACAUUAUAGUUAUUUAGAACUAUUACCCUGUGACUUACGUAGGAAACCUAAUAUGCUGAGUAUCUGGCACUUGAAAUCCUGCUUUUAUCGCUGGAGGUCCACAUCUGUGGUUGACCUCUGUUGUUUUAAAAAAAAUAAAUAAAAAUUUAAAAAUCUGUGCAAUAAUUUUUAAAUGUGCUCCCAGGAAUAGACACAAAUGUUUUGAGUAUGUUUAAGCUGCAUUUUCCUUUAGUGAUGCAUUUGUCAAUUGCACUGAAUUUAAAUCUGAAAGUCAGAGGUGGUUAUUGAUAGUACUUUUUGUAUUUUGAUAUGGACAAUUUAUUCAUUUGCAUACAGUUAUUGACCUUUUUUCCCCAGCUGAUUAAAGAUAGUCACGAAGUUCUGCAGUAUAGCUGCCAAAAUCGACAGCUACAUGUUUAUGGUGUUGUCAUCGUCUCUGUGUUUUUUGUUUGUUUGUUUGUUUGAUCUUUAGGUAUUUUACUUAAGCAUAAUAGCCACAGUAGGGCAUAUAAAAGAUUAUAAAUACAGAGCUUUAUUAUCCUGAAGUCUUGGGUCUUUUAAGUAUAAACUGUCAGAAAGGUAUCCAUUUUGUAGGCUUGGGUUCUUUGUGAGCAUACAGUUAUUUCUUUUUUGCUGCUGUUCUCAACAUCAUCAUUGCCUGCUGAUGUGCCACGAUGCUGCUCCAGUAGACAAAAGUAAGAUUGCCUCUAAUUUGAGCAGUAACAUGAUUAUAAGAGACCAAGUUUCACAGCCUGUAAAGUUCUAUAUUUGAGGUUCUUGCUUAUUUUUUCCUUCCUUUUUUUUUUUUUUUUCUUUUUGCCCCCUCUAAGAACUUAUCUGAAGAUCUAUUGAUUCCAGUAGAUUUUCUGUGGUGUUCAUUAUAUGUCAUUGUUGUAUAGGCUACUGUAAGACACUUACAAGGAAAAAUAGAAAGGAAAACUUAAAUGAAUAGAAUACUUACUGAUUAAAAUAGAGUAAAGAAAGAGCAGCUGUCAUUCUUGAACAUCAUAAAGGAAUAUCUUUUUUCUUCUUCAUGUAGGAUAUCCCGUAAAUUCUUAUCUUUGUUCCAUUCCCGGUUUACUGUCAUUGAUCGGGUACCAUCAUUAACUUGGACGUGACUUUUAGAAGUGAUAACUUUUAAUUUCCUGAUAGGUCUUAGGGUGUACUGAAUUCUGUUUUAAUUAAUUAUUCUCUAGGUAAGUAUGUUUUAGGAUUAAACACCUUUUACAGAUACUGAAAGUGCCUCCUUUUGUGGUGUAAAAAACAAAUUAUGGUGCAAAAAGUAAUCAUUAGAUUGAAUUACAUGAAGGUUUUUUGCUUUUUGACAUAUAGAAAUGUCAAGAGAAAGGCCAAAGAUUUGUACUUUUUCACUUAACUUAUAAAGCACUCCUUUUUUCCUUAAACUUACUUCUGUCAAAUUAGAUUUAAUGAGAGAGUACUAUUUUUAAGGAGCUAUCUGUUUAUGUAGAAUGAUUUUGUUAAGAGUUAUGUAAACUAUUACUGAAUAGAGGCCUGAAGAGGAGUAUGCAUUUUUGCUGUUUAAAGGAAUCAGAAAUGACUAUUCUUAUGUCAGCAAAGAUGUUAAGUUUUACUAGAUAAGCAGAAAAAAUAAAUCUCAAAUGCAGUGCUAUUUACUCUUUUCAAAACAGUUUUCAUUUUCUUAAGCACAUUGUACAUUUCUGUAGAACCUGCAUUUUUUUCUCGCAUGCUAAAAACGGUACUUGCAUUUGGUGAAUUACUGUUGACAGUUUCCACAGAAAUCCUGUUUCAGUGGACCAACAUUGUGGCAUGGCAGCAAAUGCCAGCAUUUUGGGGAAUAGCAGCAAAUCUACAAGAGACCCUGGUUGUUUUUUUUUGUUUUGUUUUGUUUUCUUCUGAAUCAGCAGGGAUGGAAGGGGAGUAGGGAAGUUAUGAGUUACUCCUUCCGGUAAUAGCUCUGACGUGUCACAUUCAAUAUCAAUUAAAAAAAAAAAAACACAUGAAUCUAGUUAAGUGUAGAAGAGAGAGCGAAAAAAGAGGAAGUGUUCACUUUUUUAAUACACUGAGUUAGAAUUUGAUGUCUUAUAUCAGUAGUUCUGAAGUAUUAAUAGCAUUCUUUAUUUCUGCCUUUAUGUUGACAGUGUUGAAGCAGGGUGAAUAACUCGGGCAUAUGGUUUUGUUUUUUUUUUUUUUUUUUAAAUUUUCUCGUAAUCUGUUUCAUGAUGUUUUCUUUGGAGUUUAUGGAUAAGUUCAAGAAAACAUUCUGCAUGUUGUAUCUAGUCUAAUGUACUUAUCCAUCUCAUCAAAAACAAAAACACGCAGACUGCAUUUCGUAGCUCUGUAAUCCCUAAAUACAGAAGUAAUUUUCUUCUUUCCUGACUUCGACAUUGUAGCUAUAAUGUUCUAAUUUUUGAUUUCUACAAAUCCUUUGGGUCUAAUUCUGUGAGCCUACUUAUAGCACUGGAUUAAAAUGUCUGCAUCAUUUCUUUAGUUAUCCAGUUAACUUUAAAACUGUUGUAAAAGUGUAAACCAGCCCAUGACAGUCUUUUGUACAUGUUGAAGAACUUUGUUGUUCAGUUUUCAUGACUGUUGUGUAAGGAAGACUGAUACAGAUACUCUAUGCUGUCCUGGACCAUGUUAAUUACACUUGCGAUGUAUUUUGGUUCCACAUCACAAUGAUUUGUCCCCAAUGACCCUUUUAUCCUUUCUAGGCACAUUUUUUGUUGUUGUUGUUGCAGUUUCCCUUUGCAUUGUAUUGCUUUGACAACUGUAAUUUGAAUCAGAUCUGAAAGAGGUCCAGAAUAAAAUAUAUUUUGAUAUUA
Messenger RNA from Capra hircus (goat), 6868 nucleotides. It is a transcript of the gene TBL1XR1, whose product is annotated as transducin beta like 1 X-linked receptor 1. The record is from RefSeq and is a predicted model, not a curated record. NCBI's taxonomy places the organism in Eukaryota, Metazoa, Chordata, Mammalia, Artiodactyla, Bovidae. Gene Ontology annotation, biological process: regulation of transcription by RNA polymerase II. Gene Ontology annotation, molecular function: transcription corepressor activity; protein binding. Gene Ontology annotation, cellular component: histone deacetylase complex. The transcript is spliced from 17 exons. The coding region runs from base 473 to 2017 and encodes 514 amino acids.